GUCCUGGGCAAGCAGCUCGUCCUCUCACGCAAGAUAUAUUCAGAAGAUGGCUGACCCUUGGCAGGAAUGCAUGGAUUAUGCAGUAACUCUAGCAAGACAAGCCGGAGAGGUGGUUCGUGACGCCCUGAAAAAUGAAAUGAACAUUAUGAUUAAAAGUUCUCCAGCUGAUUUGGUAACUGCAACUGACCAAAAAAUUGAAAAAAUGCUUUUCUCUGCCAUAAAGGGAAAGUAUCCAUCUCACAGUUUCAUUGGUGAGGAAUCUGUAGCAGCUGGGGAAAAAAGUAUCUUAACUGACAACCCCACAUGGAUCAUUGACCCUAUUGAUGGAACAACUAACUUUGUACAUAGAUUUCCUUUUGUAGCUGUUUCUAUUGGCUUUGUUGUAAAUAAACAGAUGGAAUUUGGAGUUGUAUACAGUUGUGUGGAGGAUAAAAUGUACACGGGCAGGAAAGGAAAAGGUGCCUUUUGUAAUGGUCAGAAACUACAGGUCUCACAGCAAGAAGAUAUUACCAAAUCCCUUUUGGUGACAGAGUUGGGCUCUUCCAGAACACCAGAGACCGUAAGGAUUAUCCUUUCUAAUAUGGAAAAGCUUCUUUGCAUUCCUAUUCAUGGGAUCCGGGGUGUUGGAACAGCAGCUGUUAACAUGUGCCUUGUGGCAACUGGAGGAGCAGAUGCAUAUUACGAAAUGGGAAUUCACUGCUGGGAUAUGGCAGGAGCUGGCAUUAUUGUUACUGAAGCUGGUGGUGUGCUGAUGGAUGUAACAGGUGGACCAUUUGAUUUGAUGUCACGAAGAAUAAUUGCUGCAAGUAGUAGAACGUUAGCUGAAAGGAUAGCCAAAGAAAUUCAGAUAGUACCUUUUCAGAGAGAUGAUGAAGAUUAAUUGCAACAUCUUCCCAUGUAUUCAGUCACAGUUACUUUUCCCCGAAUUUGCUGAUGCAUUGAUAAUGUUAGAAAAUGUAGGACAUUUGUUUCAGAUGUAUAAUAAAUGUUUAAAUUGUUUUCGAUGUCCAUUUUAAAAAAUUGGAACUUGUUCCAUAUUGUACUAAGUAUUCAGGAAAAGAUGAGAUAUUUGUUUCAUUGUUUUAAAAAGUUUUGUGUGUAAGAAUAUACUUUGGGGAAAAUGCCAAGGUGGUGGAGGUCACGAGAUGGAUAACACAUCAACUGAAGAAGCCAGUAAGCAAUUUUGAGUUAUUAAGCAUGUAUGCUUUUCCUGAAAUAUUCACUUACUAUUUAUAUACAUAGUACUCUCAAUUAGAAAGUCAACUUUUUGGGAAAAAAGUGUUCUCUUUAGUCCUCAAAGCCAUGUUUAAUUAAAUUUGUAAGGGUAUAAUGAGAACUUCCUAGUCCAAGGUUUCUCUCUUUGCAGUGAACCUCAUUUGUGCUGUUCAUGAUUAUACAUGUAGCUCCUAGCACAGUGCCUGUCCAACAGUAGGCUCUUCAAAAAUAAGCAUUAAAAGAAUGAAUAUUUUGAAGGCAGCGAUUCCUAGUUAUAACAGGUACAUAAAGUAAUGAGCUCACCAUUCUGUAUUUUUGCUUCAGAUUUUAAAGCAAAAAAUUACGUAGUUAUCCUUUUUUUUAACAUUUCACAUACCAUUCCUUUUGACAUUUCACAUUACCAUACCAUUUCAAGUUACCACUCCAGAUAUCAUUUCUUAUGGGCAUUUAAUGAACAUUUAAUGGGCAUUUCUACCAUUAAUAUAUUGUCCAAAGCACUGCAUUUCAGUAUGUUUUUGGAUUCAUUUUCAAGUGCUUGUAUAAGAGAGAAGAAAGGAUUUUAUAAAAAUGCCCGAUAUAGUAGAUCAUUUUACUAAAUUCAAAAUUCAUGUUUUAAGAUGUUUAGACCAAUUUGGUUGUGAAUAGGAAACCUAGAACCUGGCAAAUAAACUGUUUUGUUAAUAUUAAAGUUUUAGUUUCUUCCCAGACUCCUUUUAACUUUGUUUCUACUGGAUUUCAUUCAGCCUUUCAAUAUUCCUUAAAAGUCUUCGGCUCAACCAAGUUCAAAAAGAAAAUUGUACUGGUUGAUAUUAAAAAUAUUAAUUUAUCGUUUAGCCUUGUCUCAACAUGAGAACAGACUAUUAAGAAGUUUUGUUACAGGCUCCUCUGAGACUUGUACUGAUAACAUAAAAUGUGCUUCCCUAAAGUUUUCAAAGUGGGGUUAUUUUAUUGUCAGGUACAUCUAAUACGUUAAAUAUAUGAUACUAAGAUUGAGAUCAUUUGUACAGUUGAAUGUAUGCACUUAAAAUAUCGCAUACAGGUUCUUUUUACAAUUUACUCUAAGAGUAUCAUGAAUAAAAUUUUAAAUAAACGUAAUAGAUACAUUAUUAAAAGUUUACAGUUUACUUCUAGGGAUUUUGUGUUCGAUUUUAAAUCUUUGAAACUUGGAGUUGUGAUUGAAUAUAGGUUCUUUAUUUUUUACCUAUAGUUUCUAAAACUUUUCUGAAGACUUUUCCCUCAUUAGGUAACUUUUUCAUCUUUUUAUUCUAAAUACAGUUUGGUAUUUUGUGGCUGAAAGUUUUUUAGACAUUUGAAGAAGGAUGAUAAGUGGAUUAUUCAACAGUAACUUGGAAAUGUUUUCUGAGUAACAGGACUUCUUAGGCUUAACGUUUAUAAUAUACAGGAAGGGUAUACCAUCUUCCUGUGUUUGUACACACACACGCCCAUCCAUACUUACAUAAGAUAUACACAUUUGAACACCUGUCCCACCCCCCCUUUUUUAAAAAAAUAAAAAUGAGCUUAUUAUAUACUUAA
Loxodonta africana (African savanna elephant) is the source of this 2748-nucleotide messenger RNA. It is a transcript of the gene IMPA1, whose product is annotated as inositol monophosphatase 1. The transcript has 9 exons. Gene Ontology annotation, biological process: signal transduction; inositol metabolic process; phosphatidylinositol phosphate biosynthetic process. The record is from RefSeq and is a predicted model, not a curated record. NCBI's taxonomy places the organism in Eukaryota, Metazoa, Chordata, Mammalia, Proboscidea, Elephantidae. Gene Ontology annotation, molecular function: inositol monophosphate 1-phosphatase activity. Bases 47 to 880 code for a protein of 277 amino acids.